Messenger RNA from Baudoinia panamericana UAMH 10762, 3694 nucleotides. RefSeq names its product glycosyltransferase family 2 protein. Gene Ontology annotation, cellular component: cell periphery; cell septum. The transcript is spliced from 3 exons. The record is from RefSeq and is a predicted model, not a curated record. Gene Ontology annotation, molecular function: chitin synthase activity. Bases 478 to 3222 code for a protein of 914 amino acids. NCBI's taxonomy places the organism in Eukaryota, Fungi, Ascomycota, Dothideomycetes, Mycosphaerellales, Teratosphaeriaceae.
AGCUGGCCAUCCUUGCCAUAGCUAUAGCGUGCCCAUUCCCCAAACGAGUCCAAUUCUCCAUCAUUCUCAUAUCACAUCUUCUCACCCUGAGCUCCCCCGAAUUAGUACGGCACUUUCGAAUCGAUCUCUCGCCGUGAGACGAAAGAUCUGAAACACGAGCUGCGCGGCUGAGGCGACCAGUCACCGUGCACCAAGUUCCGGACCCUGACUGGGGAACGCGCGAACUAACUUGUCAGCACCUUGAGACGUCAAGCGAAACCUUUCAAUUCACCUGAACAUUCUUGCCCCUAACCUCUCUUCGUUCGACCACAGCAGAGACACUCUCGUUGCGUCUUCUUCUCUGUUAAGCAUAUUGGGGAGAACACAUACUCGCCUUAAAAGCACCAGGAUCGAGACCGGCGUUCAUAGAGGCGAGCAAACGAGGCUAGCCCAUCAGCUGACUGCGUGAGCUGAGGCACGGUUCACGCGAAGCAAGGAAUGGCGUAUCAGGGCGGCGGAGGGUACGGCGACGAGCAUGGCCUGCCUCAUGGCUCGCAACCACUUCACGCACCCCCACCACAUGAGAGCGACGACGAUGAACAACAACGCUCACUCCUACAUCCCAACCCUAACGGCCCAUUCGAAGGCCCGUUCGACGAGCCAAUGAACCACCAUGGCGCUCCGACCAGCGGCUACAGCCUGGAGGAGUCGUAUAUGGGCGGGUCAGAGCACGGUGCACCGCCGUACAAUGGCCAUCACUACGACAAUGGCAUGGGUGGCGCGGUCCUUGAAGAUCCAGCCUACGGACCAAUCGACCGCAUUCCGAGCCCGUAUGCCCGACCCGAGUCACCUAACACACAAGCGUGGCGGGAGCGACAACAGCCUGGCGGUCCGGCAGCACAGCAGGGCGGCUUGAAGCGCAACGCCACUCGUAAGGUCAAGCUUGUGCAAGGCGCGGUGCUGAGUGCAGACUACCCCGUCCCGUCUGCCAUCCAGAAUGCCGUGCAAACGAAGUACCGCAAUGAUUUGGAGGCGGGAAGCGAGGAGUUCACCCAUCUGCGCUAUACGGCCGCCACCUGCGAUCCGGACGACUUCACGUUGAAGAAUGGGUACAAUCUCCGCCCGGCCAUGUAUAACAGACAUACGGAGCUGCUGAUUGCCAUUACCUACUACAAUGAGGACAAGGUCCUGACCGCCCGCACGUUGCACGGUAUCAUGCAGAACAUCCGCGAUAUUGUGAACCUGAAGAAGUCGGAGUUCUGGAACAAGGGCGGCCCGGCGUGGCAGAAGAUCGUGGUGUGCCUGGUCUGCGACGGUAUCGACCCUUGCGACAAGGGCAUGCUUGAUGUCAUGGCCACCAUCGGCUUGUAUCAGGAUGGCAUUAUGAAGAAAGGUAUCGACGGCAAGGAGACGGUAGCGCACAUCUUCGAGUACACCACGCAACUCUCUGUCACGCCGAAUCAGCAACUCAUUCGACCGCUCGAUGACGGACCUUCCACUCUGCCGCCCGUACAGAUGAUCCUGUGCUUGAAGCAGGAGAACAGCAAGAAGAUCAACUCCCAUCGAUGGCUGUUCACCGCCUUUGGCCGCAUUCUGAACCCGGAAGUCUGCAUUCUGCUCGACGCUGGUACGAGACCCGGCAACAAAGCUCUCCUCGCACUUUGGGAGGCCUUCUACAACGACAAGGAUCUAGGCGGUGCUUGCGGUGAGAUCCACGCUCUACUCGGCCGGGGCUGGCGUAACCUUCUCAACCCGCUCGUGGCGAUUCAAAACUUCGAAUACAAAAUCUCCAACAUCCUGGACAAACCGCUCGAAUCCUCCUUCGGCUACGUGUCCGUGCUACCCGGUGCUUUCUCCGCCUACCGUUUCCGCGCCAUCAUGGGUCGGCCUCUGGAGCAGUACUUCCACGGUGACCACACGCUGUCCAAGAAGCUCGGUCCGAAGGGUAUCGAGGGCAUGAAUAUCUUCAAGAAGAACAUGUUCUUGGCCGAGGACCGUAUCUUGUGCUUUGAACUGGUCGCCAAGGCCGGCAGCAAGUGGCAUCUGACUUACGUCAAGGCGUCCAAGGGCGAGACGGAUGUGCCUGAAGGUGCGCCCGAGUUCAUUGGGCAGCGCCGACGUUGGCUCAAUGGUUCGUUCGCUGCCACGCUUUACUCGCUCAUGCAUUUCUCCCGCAUGUACCGGUCUGGACACAAUAUUGUGCGCAUGUUCUUCUUUCACAUCCAGUUGAUCUAUAACAUUGCCACGGUGUUUCUCACCUGGUUUUCGCUUGCCUCCUACUACCUCACCACCAUCGUCAUCCUCCAACUCGUCAACACCUCCAGCACCAUCAACAACCAACCCGCCUUCCCCUUCGGCACCACCGUCACCCCCAUCAUCAACGUGAUAGUCGAGUACGGCUACCUCGCCAUGCUCCUCCUCCAAUUCAUCCUUGCCCUCGGCAACCGGCCCAAAGGCAGCAAGUGGAGCUACAUCACCUCCUUCUGCGUCUACGCCCUAAUCCAACUCUACGUCAUCGUCGACUCCGUCUGGCUCGUCGUGCACGCCUUCAUGGGCGACAACCUGACCGGCAUAGAAACGAACAAAGGCACCCAAGCCUUCAUCCACUCCUUCUUCGGCACCAACGGCCCCGGCGUCAUCCUCAUCGCCGUCGCCGCAACCUUCGGCCUCUACUUCGUCGCCAGUUUCCUCUACCUCGACCCCUGGCACAUGUUCACCUCCUUCGGCCAGUACCUCCUCAUGAUGACGAGCUACAUCAACAUCCUCAUGGUCUACGCCUUCAGCAACUGGCACGACGUCUCGUGGGGCACCAAGGGAUCCGAUAAAGCCGAAGCCCUGCCCUCAGUCCAAAGCCAAAAGGCCUCUGACGGCAUGGGCGCGGUGAUCGAGGAACCCGACCUCCCGCAAGCGGACAUCGACUCCCAGUUCGAACAAACCGUCAAGCGCGCGUUGACGCCGUAUGUGGCGCCGAAGGAGGAGAAGAAGGUCAGCUUGGAGGAUAGUUACAAGUCCUUCCGCACGCGGCUGUUGAGUGCGUGGAUCUUUUCGAAUGCGUUGUUGGUUGUGUUGAUCACGAACGAUAGUGUGGAUCGCUUUGGGUUUAGCAGUGGAGCUACUACGCGAACGGCGAACUUUUUCAGGGCGUUGUUGUGGGCGACGGCCGGAUUGAGCUUUAUCCGGUUCAUGGGGUGUCUCUGGUUCUUGGGGAGGAGUGGCUUGCUUUGCUGUUUUGCUAGGCGGUAAGGAGAGAGUGCGUCCUCCCUCCGUGCUGGAUGUUAGGUGCUUUGGCGUUUGGGGUAGCGUAGCGAAAGGCGUCCCGAAGGAAAGCAGCGCGUCUUAGCGUUUACUAGCAGUGCAAGAAAGUCUACAUCCGUCGAGCCUCAUACGUGUUCCGGGGGCCUGUCACUCGAAGAUUGAACGGGUUGGGUGAAGUGAUGUCUUAUUGCGUCGCAUAAUCUCAUCCCGAAUCCGCUUUGAGAGCGCUCCUAAACGCCACGCUAACCUCGUUGCACAGAGCACAUGAACGUUGUGAGAGCCCACCCAACUCCUAUGCCUUGAACGCUCUAGCCACCCGUCUCCGGUACAUCCGAGACGGCAACGGCAUCCCGGCAGCCAACUGUCCCUGCACAAUCUCCAACGCCGAAAUCUGCUGGCCCACGCCCCACGUGCCAUCGUAAGCAUUGAUGGUCCACUUCGUACCGCAUACAUUCGAAUC